Molecule: messenger RNA, 1062 nt
Organism: Paramuricea clavata
Lineage: Eukaryota; Metazoa; Cnidaria; Anthozoa; Malacalcyonacea; Plexauridae
Source: the annotation of a GenBank genome assembly
AUGGAAGCACUGUACAGAAAUGUUCGUGUGCAAUGUAAUGUAAUUUAAUUGCAAUGUACCUAACAAGUAUAUGAGCAUGUCUGUAUUCUGUCAACAUGUUUGCUGAUUUUAUGAGUCAGAGUGUAACUUCGUGUUAUUUUUUCAUGCUGGUUAAAGAAUGCGGAAGUGCAGUAUGGUGCAUCUUUGAAUGACUUUGACUCGCUAAAGUCCUGGGCUGGUGAAAACUGUGUACCUUUGGUUCGCGUCAUCACAUUUGAAAACGCCGAAGAAUUGACAGAAGAAGGAAUUCCUUUCCUUUUAUUGUUCCAUCAUCCUGAUGACAAGACGAGUGCAGAGCUGUAUAGAAAUACUAUACAAAAUCAUUUUCUUAGCCAUAAAGGUGAGGUAUCUGCUUUUGCCAAGAGCAUCAUCAAUCCUGGGAGAGAUUUGCAAAAUAUAUACACAUGUAAAAAUCUAACAACUUGUCAACAAGAUGUGUUCGCAACAGGCUUGUAGCAAGCUUGUCAACAAGUUGUAACAAUGCUGUUACAAGGUUGUCACUCACAACUUGUUGACAAAUUGUUGAACUGCAGGACAAUAACAAGUUGUUGGAACAACUUGUAACAAGUCUGUUGAGCUCAACAAUCUUGUAGCAAGUUGUCAACGAGCCAUUGACAACUUGUCAACAAGCUGGGAACAAGCAGUGCGAACACAUCCUGUUGACAAGUUGUUGUUACAGCAUUGCUACAAGUCUUGAACACAACAGCAUUGCUACAAGUCUGCUGCAGAUUUGUCACAACUUGUGUGCGUUUUUACGUGUGUAUCUGCCUUUCAGCUGGAAAUUUUGAGCAGAGACCCAUAUUUUUUCAGUCUGCUAUUACACUUAUUAUUGAAAACACUGCAUAUGUUUGAUAGUUGCAUUAGCAGCAUCACAGUUAACUCUAAAAGUUCAUUCUCAAUAUAGGAACCAUCAAUUUCCUUACUGCUGACGGCGUACAGUUCUCACAUCCGCUUCAUCAUCUGGGCAAGUCAGCAAGCGUAAGUCAGUUACAAUACCGUAAACCUCCGACUAUAAGCCCCCCC